UCGCUCAGCUGCGUGGCGGAGACAGCUCAUACCAAGGGCUCGAGGUAGGCUACUGUAUUUACGUAGACUGGGCCAUUAAAACACUAUUCACAUCCUCAUAUGAUAUCUGCAGAAUCUCCUGUCUGAGGUGCAAUGGCUAGGAAGACGGACAUUCCUCCUUCAUACUAUGGUGAGCCGCGCAAGUUUGACCCGGGCUUCAGAGGACCUAUCCAUAACAGGGGCUGCACGGAUGUGGUGUGCUGUGUCGUAUUCGUCAUCUUCAUCCUCGGCUACAUCGCUCUGGGCACCGUGGCCUGGAUCCAUGGCGACCCCAGGAAGGUGGUCUACCCUACUGACAGCCACGGACAGUUCUGUGGACAACAGGGGACCCCCAACGCCAACAAAGCCAUAUUAUUCUACUUCAACAUAUUGCAAUGUGCCAAUCCUGCCGUUCUCAUUAACCUCCAGUGCCCUACAACCCAGCUCUGUGUCUCCAAGUGCCCAGACAGAUUUGCCACAUACCUAGACAUGCAGUACAACUACAGGUACAACAACAGCUACUGGGAGUAUUACAGGCAGUUCUGCAAGCCGGGCUUCGACAAUCCUAGAAAGUCCGUUGCACAAGUCUUGAGAGAUGAGGACUGCCCUUCCAUGAUAGUGCCAAGCAGACCUUUCCUCCAGCGGUGCUUCCCAGACUUCAUCACCAGGAACGGGACGCUAACUGUCGCCAACAAGACAGUCUUCAAAGACGGCUUAGGUAAAACAAGGAGCGUGAUCGAUCUCCGAGACGCUGCCAACGGCAUUACCAGUCUGCUAGACGCCAAGGAGGUUGGCAUGAAGAUCUUUGAGGACUAUGCCAACUCCUGGUACUGGAUCUUAAUAGGUCUGGUGAUCACCAUGGUGGUCAGCCUGGCCUUUAUCCUGCUGCUGCGGUUCACAGCCGGAGUGCUCCUGUGGCUCAUCAUCUUCGGAGUCAUCGCUGUGGUGGGCUACGGGAUCUGGCACUGCUACUGGGAGUUCAGUACACUGAGAGGGAAGCCGCAUGGGGAUGGUGACGUCACCAUCUCUGACAUCGGCUUUCAGACGGACUUCAGAGUUUACCUGCAGCUCAGUCAGACCUGGCUCAUCUUCAUGAUCUCCCUAUCGGUCAUUGAGGCAGUCAUCAUAGUAAUCCUGAUAUUCCUGAGGAGGAGAGUACGCAUCGCCAUCGCUCUGCUGAAGGAGGGGAGCAGGGCCAUUGGCUACAUCAUGUCCACUCUCUUCUACCCGAUCAUCACUUUUGUGCUGCUGGCCAUCUGCAUAGCGUACUGGGCGGUCACUGCUGUCUUCUUGGCGUCUUCUGGCGAUGCUGUCUACAAGGUCAUGUCGACGCAGGACAAAUGCGUGUAUGCCAACCUCACCUGUGAUCCAGAGACCUUCAGUCAGACCAACGUGACCAAGGUGUGCCCUGGCUCCCAGUGCACCUUUGCCUUCUACGGCGGUGAGAGCCUCUACCACCGCUACAUCUUUGUGCUGCAGCUGUGUAACCUGCUGGUGUUCCUGUGGCUGGUCAACUUCACCAUCGCCCUGGGACAAUGCACCCUGGCCGGGGCCUUCGCCUCCUACUACUGGGCCCUGAGGAAGCCCCAGGAUAUACCAUCCUGUCCACUGUUCUCCUCCUUCAGUAGGGCUGUAAGGUACCACACAGGCUCUCUGGCGUUUGGCUCUCUGAUCCUGGCCAUAGUGCAGAUGUUCCGCAUUGUUCUGGAGUACCUGGAUCACAAACUCAAAGGUGCGCACAAUGCUUUUGCCCGCUUCCUGAUUUGCUGUCUCAAAUGCUGCUUCUGGUGCCUGGAGCAUUUCAUCAAGUUCAUGAACAGGAACGCCUACAUCAUGAUUGCGAUAUAUGGGAAGAACUUCUGCACCUCGGCUAAGGAUGCUUUCUUCCUCCUGAUGAGGAACGUAGUGAGGGUGGCAGUGCUGGACAAGGUGACAGACUUUCUGCUCUUCUUGGGAAAAGUGCUUAUUUCAGGGAGUGUUGGUGUUUUAGCGUUCUUCUUCUUCACCCGUAAGAUACCAGUUAUUCAAGAAGAAGUGCCAUCACUAAAUUACUACUGGGUCCCCCUGCUGACGGUGAUAUUUGGAUCCUACCUGAUCGCCCAUGGCUUCUUCAACGUCUACGCUAUGUGUGUGGACACCUUAUUCCUUUGUUUCUUGGUGGAUCUGGAGGUGAACAGCGGCUCUGCUGCCAGACCCUUCUACAUGAGCAGCACCCUGAGGCAAAUUCUCGACAAGAAGAACAGCAAGAGGAGGAAAGACAAGAGAGAGCGGGGAAGAUGAGAAGAGAGGAACAGAUACAGGGUGACUGGAGGAGACAGGCAGGAGAGGUGAUGGAGAUGGGGGAAGGCACCUGUGCAUGAUGUAGAGAUGGAAGACAGACAAUUCUAAUCCUGGUCCAUAUUGUACCUGCUACCAUUAUUAUUAUGCUCUUUGGACAUAAUAUGUGAAUUGUCUUAUCUUGCCUUACAGUACUUGGAUGUACUAACGAACUAUCACCAUAAACAAUGACAACAGUGCGGUUAGCUUAACUGUGGCCAAAUCGUGCAUUUAAAGGCAACUGCAAGUUCUUGGUUUUACCAAUGUACUGUGAAGCACUUACUUGAGUGAACAGCGAAGUGUACAUUUGCAUAAUAAUAGGUUGCACCACAUACUACCUGUCAGCAGGCCCAUGUCACUGUAUGCAGGAACUCAAACCAGCCACAAGAUGGUACUCUUAAGGUGGACAUCUUAAAGGUCCAGUACAGAAGUUUUAAAUCACGAUAUCAUGUCUGGGUAACAAUUAAGUACGUUACUGUGGUUUCAAUUAAAGAGGUCAGAGAGAAACAAAAAUAGCUUCUCAGCAAAAGAGCAAUUUCUCAAGCAAGAAUUAUGCUAGGACUGUCUGGGACUGGUCUGAGUCGGGAGGGGAAAACCAGCUUUUAUUGGCAGAGAGGUUAGGAACUCUCAUUCUUAUUGGUCUAUUAGCUCAUUUGUCACCUGGUGAUGUCACCAGGCAGGCCAAAACUCCAUCCCACCAAAACAGGAAAUAUGAAUGUUGACUGCACUGGGCCUUUUAAGAAAGGUUACACCAAGACAGCUGAGUGAACGGCUGCUUGGGUUAAUACUGUACAUGAAAUGUCCAUAGUUACCAUGUAUAAUUAUGCUCUUCAAGCUCCUUGGAGCACUAACUUUUAUUUUCUCCUAUUGAGAAAGCUAUUUGCCAUACAUUGUCCAUUGUGCUAAUGUCUCGUUGUAGCAACCUUCUAACUUGUCCAAUUGUAAGUAUGUAAUAGCCCUACAAUUAGGUGCUUCAGUAAGUGCCAAAGUGCAACGGAAAUCAGCAGGAAUGCAGCGUCGAGGACCCUUACCUGUAUGUAUUGGAUUCUGGCCUCCAUUGACCAUAAAUCGCACAGUGUUACAAAUUAUGUUUCCCUCUUGUAUGCCAUUCAAGGUUUUUGGUCUAAGGUCUUCGUCCCAUUCCUUCUUUGUGCAGCAGCACUGUGGGGACAGAUAAUGUGCCAUUACUACGUCUGUCCCAUAGUGGCAUCACUGCCAGUAUCAGAGAUAGAGCAUCCUUUUCCACUGGGAUACAGUACAGUAGCACAUGUCCAUACCAUUUUUGUUAUUGAAAUUCGACCUGUGUAAGGGCACAACAACUUUAUGAUCAUGUAAAUAUGGAAGUAAUGCAUAUCCGAGAAUAAUCUGAAUGGAUUACUACAGGCGCCUGUGCUUUCUUCUCUCCCUGUUAUUGCCAUGAAAGAACAGUCCCACUUUAAUGCAACAAUGCCAAUAAACUAUGACUAUGCAUAUGCUAUAGUAUGUACAGUGCCUUCAGACAAUAUUCACAACCCUUGACUUUUUCCACAUUUUGUUGUUACAAAGUGGGAUUCAAAUGGAUUUAAUUGUAAUUUUUGUCAACGAUCUACACUAAAUAAUCUGUAAGUGAAACAAAUUGAGAGAAUGCCAAGAGUGUGCAAAGCUGUCAUCAAGGCAAAGGGUGGCUACUUUGAAGAAUAUAAAAUAUAUCUUGAUUUGUUUAACACUUUUUGGG
Messenger RNA from Salvelinus namaycush (lake trout), 4048 nucleotides. Its product is annotated as choline transporter-like protein 5-B. Gene Ontology annotation, molecular function: transmembrane transporter activity. The transcript has 22 exons. The coding region runs from base 133 to 2298 and encodes 721 amino acids. The record is from RefSeq and is a predicted model, not a curated record. Gene Ontology annotation, cellular component: membrane. Gene Ontology annotation, biological process: transmembrane transport. Lineage: Eukaryota; Metazoa; Chordata; Actinopteri; Salmoniformes; Salmonidae.